AUGAUAAUUAUGAAUCAAGUUACAUCAUUUCUAGAAACACAAGCUUAUUACAUACAACAAAAUAUUUAUCAGCUGUUAUCUUCAGAACUCAAAAAUGGUAAACCAUAUACUUUCAUUUUGCUAAUUAUAGGAGGUUUAAUUACUAGCUUAAACCCAUGUUUUAUAUCAAUAAUACCUGUAAUAGUAUCAUAUAUAAAUUAUAACAAAAAAGAGGAUAAUUAUAGAUUGAUGGUUAUUACUGGAUUAGUAGCUAGUCUUAUAACAAUACUGACUGUUAGUAUAAUACUCAAUGACUAUUAUAAAAUAAUUAUAUUGAAUAUACCUAUUUUUACAUCUUUAAUAGUUAUUAUUAUAGGUUUAAAUUUAUUAAGUAUUGUAAAUUCAAACUUUUUUGGCUAUAUUUUUCUAUCACAUAAUAAAUUAAAGAAUAAUGCUAAUAUUUCGAACUUUUUUUUAGGAUUUAUUUUUGGAUUAAGCUCUUGUAGUUGCAGUACUCCUAUUUUAGCCAGUCUUAUAAUAUGGCUAUACAAUAGUAACAAUUUUUUGCUAAGUAUUAUUUAUAUAAUAUUUUAUAUAAUAGGCUAUAUAAUACCUAUUAUUAUCUUGAUCAGCAUAACUAAUAAUUACAAUAAUAUAACUAAAUUAUCUCAAUUAUGGAACUAUGUUAUGCCAUUUAGUGGCUCUAUUGUACUUGGUAUAGGUAUCUUCUCAUUUUUAGAAAAUAUAUUCUAUAUUUAUUAA
Molecule: messenger RNA, 741 nt
Organism: Chondrus crispus (carragheen)
Lineage: Eukaryota; Rhodophyta; Florideophyceae; Gigartinales; Gigartinaceae
Source: the annotation of a RefSeq genome assembly